Perca fluviatilis (European perch) is the source of this 3903-nucleotide messenger RNA. It is a transcript of the gene slc45a3, whose product is annotated as solute carrier family 45 member 3. The record is from RefSeq and is a predicted model, not a curated record. Gene Ontology annotation, molecular function: sucrose:proton symporter activity. Lineage: Eukaryota; Metazoa; Chordata; Actinopteri; Perciformes; Percidae. Bases 1 to 1713 code for a protein of 570 amino acids. Gene Ontology annotation, cellular component: membrane. The transcript has 5 exons.
AUGCCUGGAUGGAGGUCUCAGUGGCGUCUUGUCCUGCUGAACUCCCUGACCUGUGGCCUGGAGAUCUGUGUGGCAGCUGGGAUCACAUACGUGCCCCCACUGCUUCUGGAGGCUGGAGUGGAGGAGCGCUACAUGACCAUGGUGCUAGGUAUUGGUCCAGUGCUCGGCCUGCUCUUCAUCCCUCUGAUUGGCUCAGCCAGUGACCACUGCAACAGCAGUUACGGCAGACGACGGCCGUUUAUCUGGCUGCUGUCUUCAGGAGUCCUUCUGGCACUAUUCAUCAUUCCCAACGCUGACGUUCUGGCCGCGCGCCUUGCCUGGGGUGGGCGCACCUUCCAGGUGGGCUUCCUUAUCCUUGGGGUGGGGCUCCUUGACUUUUGUGGGCAGGUGUGCUUCACCCCACUGGAGGCUCUUCUGUCGGACCUGUAUCGGGACGAGGAGGACUGCAGCCAAGCCUUCGCCAUGUUCUCCUUCAUGGUCAGCCUGGGAGGCUGCGUGGGCUAUCUGCUCCCAGCGCUGGACUGGAGUCGCGGCCUGCUCUCUGUUUACCUAGGUGGCCAGGCCGAGUGCCUCUUCUCCCUGCUCAUCCUCAUCUUCAUCACCAGUGUGCUCAUCACCAUGAAGGUGUCCGAGGAGCCCCUGUGUGCCAGCAGCGGCGUGGUGGGCUCUGGAUCUUUACUGGAGUCGGGAGCCAUGGCGAUAGAGGCCGGCCGUUGCGGCGUGCCGCGCUCGUGCUGCUACCUGCUGAAGUGCAAGCUGAGGCUGCUGAAGUCGGGACCCUUGCUGUGCCUGUUGAGGACGUGCUGGUCCAUGACCCCGGCCAUCUACAGGAGCUACUGCCACGUCCCGCGCGUGAUGAGGCAGCUGUGUGUGGCUCAGCUCUGCAGCUGGAUGGCUGUCAUGUCUUUUAUGCUUUUCUACACAGACUUUGUGGGGGAAGGCCUGUACGAGGGCGUGCCCAGCGCAUUACCAGGAAGUGUGUCCAAGCAAAGAUACGAUGAAGGUAUCCGUAUGGGCAGUCUGGGCCUGUUCCUGCAGUGUGCUACCUCAACCUUCUUCUCCCUGGUCAUGAGUCGUUUGGUUCGCCAUUUUGGCUCGCGGUGGGUCUACAUGAGCAGUAUGGUGAGCUUCACGGUCUCUGCUUUGGUCAUCUGCCUGUCCAAAAGUGUGGUCUUGGUCACUGUAAUGGCGUCCCUCACUGGCUAUGCGUACGCCACACUGCAGACUCUGCCCUACACACUCACCUGCCACUACCACAAGGACAAAGAGGUCUAUAUGCCAAAAAGGAAAACCAAAAGCAUGCAUAAAAAUGGUAUUACAACCAAGCGGGACAGUGUGUAUUUGACUCCUGUGGAAGAGGAGGGCGGAGUGAACCACAAAACGGGGACUCCCUACGGGCAUGCCUUCUUAAGCCAGGACAGUCAUGAGUACUAUUCGGGUCCACACAGCCAGAACGGCUCAUCUCACAGCUCGGGUGGCACCGAACAGGACGAGGCCGAUUCGGGGUAUGAGAAACGUGGUGUCGGUUUGGACUUUGCCAUCUUAGACAGCACCUUCCUACUAUCUCAGGUUUUCCCCACCCUCUUCAUGGGCAUGAUCGUUCAGUUCGCGCAGUCCGUCACCGCCUAUAUCGCCUGCUCGGCCAUCUUUGGGGCCGUCGCCAUCUACUUAGCCAGUCAAAUCAUCUUUGACCAAAAGGACCUCAAAAGCUAAGACUUGGAUGCAAAAAGAAAUGUGGAAAGCGAUGGAAUCACAAAUAAUCUAUCAAUCAUUCAGGUUCUAUGGGCGGAACUCAACAAUGCACUACUGUUUCCAGAAUGCCUUGCUCUAGUACUGUGGCUUUGCUAAUUAUGAAAGCUCUGCGUUAGGGAAGUGUGUGUGUCAGGUUAUAAGAUGAAGUGGUUAACGAAAGAAAAUGAAACAAGAUGCGUGUUAUCUGCCAAUGUUGUGCAGUUUCCUAGUCAGGCUGCAUUCACACCAAAUCAAGUGUUGCGGUGAAAAUGCCAGUCCUCCCAUUACUUUAAAUGUGGGUGGUGCGUUUAUUCUGUGGCGGUGGGGACCGCAGGGGAUGCUGGAACAAAAACGCAGCAGGCCCUGCGGUGAAAAGUUUAGCGUGCAUUCACACUGACUGCAUCGGUCCUCAGACGGUGCGGCGAAAAAGCAGGUCUGUCCAAUCAUUUUGAAUGGGGGUAGUACGUUUAGGCUGCAGCGCAGGGUGCCACAGGGGGGAGCCGGAAAAAAAACGCAGCGGCCUGUGGCGAGACGGAUUCAACUUUUGAAGAAACGCAACCUGACAUCACGUUGCAACGACCAAGCAUUUAAUUGGCAAUCGGACAUGGCAGUCGGUUUUGAGGCGGUGUCCCGUACAGUAAACAUCACUGCCUCUAUAUCUGCCACAAGAAAGUUUUAAAACGCCAAACGCAAGCUCUGAACUGCCCGGAAGUUUGUGGAACAGCUGACUGUUUCGUGCAGCAACAAAGCACAGUCCCUCCAUCUCUUUCCUCUCUUUCUUUUCUCUCUUUCGCCGUGAAUGAAGCUGCCUUCAAGUGCGGUCGGGAAAUGUCGUGAUUUAAUACUGCUCUGAUGGAAAACAAUAAUUGUGAACUAUAAAGUCAAAUGGGCAUGACACUGCAGAAAAUCGCCAGAUUGCUUCUUUUUUUCUAGUCUGAACGUGCCCUUAAACAAAUUCAACUUUUAGAGAGAGGCAACCCGACAUCACGCUGUGGUGGCCAAUCAUGUAACCGGCAGUGAGACCGGUAAAAACUUUGUUUACCGUGCAGCAUUGUAGAUAAAUAUAUCAACAUUAAUAUAUUUAUUAAUGUAACGUCUGCCUGUUAAGUCUGUUUCAGAGAAUCAGAGAGAAGCGCAGGCAUUUAACCCUUGUGUUGUCUUCCCGUCGACCAUUAACUUUCGGCAAAAUUGAAAAUGAACAUUUUUUGGCUCUUUUUCCCAAUGUUUUUGUCACUUUUUUCAAAGCUUUUUUUGAUUCAUGUUCAAUAAACCUCAUUUUUAUGACAUUAUACAUAUUUUUUAGUUUAAAAAAAAUAGUUAUGUUGAGUGGAUAUCACAGACUGCUUUAUGUCAAAGUUUAGUCAGGAUAUACUGUUGUGAAAACCAUUUAAAAAAAAUUUUUUUAAAUGCUUUAAAAUUGAAUAAAACACCCAACAUUUAAUUAAAGUAAACAAAUAUACAUUCAACAAUGUUCAAUUUGGGCAAUUUUGUUGAAAGAAACCCGUAUUUCGGAUAUAAAAAACUUUGAAAACUGGUCAAAUUCGACCCAAGGACAACACAAGGGUUAAGUGGCACUGAAAUGAGGCACCGAAAUCUGCGUUGUAUAUACCGGUCAUUAAGGCACCGGUGCCGUAUUAGCACCAGGAUUCGGUACCCAACCCUAAUCGAACCCAGGCCGCUGUGGUAAGGACUCACACCGCCGCACAACCCUGCGCUAAUUGCCACAAAGCCGGGUUUGGUGUGAAUGCAGCCUCAGAGCAGGUACUGUUUCCUGUCCCCCUCAACACCACCUGUGUGCUCUCUAUACUGAAUUCAAUUGAAUUCUCUAAAAAUCUCUCUAAAAACAUCUUUUCUGUCAAAUCGUCUUUUUCCUCAGGUACCACAAACAGAUCUACUGUAGAACCCAUCAACCUCAGACACACACCUUCUAACCUUGUCUGUGUUUUUGUAAUGGUCUUAUCUUAUAAGUACAGUCAGUGUUGUACUCAAAACAAAAUGUUAAACCGUGUUGGCUUGCACAGACUCACCUGCAGCAUCACUAAGCCAGUCUGGGGACUAGUCCUCAUCUUAUUGAGACAGGCCUGUCUUUUUGUCUUUCUAAACAGCAGAAUGGACAGAUUAAUGCAUUGUUUCUAUCUGUUCAGAAAAUAGAAUUACAAGUGGACUUGUCCA